AUGCCUCUGACGCUUUUGACAGGAUCCUCUGGUUUUGUUGGUGCCACGGUCUUGGCCCAUUUGAUCCAACACGGACAUGCGGUUAUUGCAAUUGUUCGCUCUACAUCUUCGGCCGAUCGAAUCUUAUCAACACAUCCAGAAUGGAAAAAAGUCGUAACUUUUGAAGUGGUAUCCUAUUUUACAAAGCCAGGAGUCUUCGACUUUAUCUUUAAGAAACACAGUGAAAUCGACUUCGUGAUUCAUGUGGCAGCGCCCCUACUUGAUGACCCUCAAAACACUGACUUUGUCACGCACUUCGAAAAACCGUCUAUCAUUGGAAAUAUCGGAUUGCUAAAGUCUGCAAAAUCUUACUCGAAGGUUAAAGCGAUCGCCAUAACGGGUAGUAUCAACGCUAUUACGCUUGGUAAUGCCGAGGACGUGGGAAGCCGCGUUCUAGACAAUGAUCAGUGGCUACCCUUGGAUAGAACAGAUGCUAUUAAAGCUCAGAAUAACUACAUCUCUUAUUGUGUCGGCAAAAAGGUUGCUGAGGAGGCGGUUUGGAAGUUUGUCAAAGACGAGAAACCUCUAUUUAGUGUCACAAACUUCAUGCCACCUCUGAUAUUCGGACCACCGCUCCAGAAAGUCGAGACUAUCACCAAAUUAAAUUUCAGCACCAUGCAAAUUUACUCUAUCAUGAAUAGCGCCCAGAGCGGCUCUGGAACAGUACCUGCAACAGCAUUCCCAGGAUUUAUUGAUGUUCGUGACCUUGCCGAGCUCCAUAUUGCAGCACUCAUAACUCCUGCUGCUGCCAAUAAACGUUUCGUUGUUGGACAUGCGAUAUCCUUCGACGAGAUAGCCGAUUAUCUCCGCAAGAUGCCAGAGUUGGAAAGAAGGAUUGGAAGAAACAGUGGAAUCGUACCUACCUUCCCAAAAUUUGAUAUCGAAGCAGCGAUACAGGCGUUUCCUGACUUGGCUCGGGGAAGGCCCAUGGAGGAUACAUUCACCGACACAGCCAAGGCGAUCCUUGCGCUUGAAAAGGCUUGA
This is a messenger RNA of Penicillium cosmopolitanum, 1023 nucleotides long. RefSeq lists its product as uncharacterized. The record is from RefSeq and is a predicted model, not a curated record. Gene Ontology annotation, molecular function: oxidoreductase activity, acting on the CH-OH group of donors, NAD or NADP as acceptor. Lineage: Eukaryota; Fungi; Ascomycota; Eurotiomycetes; Eurotiales; Aspergillaceae. Bases 1 to 1023 code for a protein of 340 amino acids. The transcript is spliced from 3 exons.